AUGUCCUUGACAGCGUGGCUGCUCGUCUUCCUGAGCAUCGGGCUUCUCCUCGUCCGCCGUCGCCGCAGGCGUCUUGCAUUACCUCCAGGACCGCCAGGGAUACCGGUAGUGGGUAACGUGCUGGACUUCCCGCAGUCACACUAUGGAGCCAAGUUCGCCGAGCUGGCCGCGAAAUACGGCGAUCUGGUAUACCUUGAGUUGUUCGGACAGCCCGUCGUGGUUGUGAACUCCCACGAUGCGGCGAUAGAUCUGCUGGAGAAGCGAUCGGUCAACUACUCCGACCGUCCGCGAUCAGUUAUGUCUGAAUUGACCGAGUAUGACGACUGGGUGUUCGUGCUGAUGCACUACAACCAGAAAUGGCGGCAGCAUCGGCGUGUCGUCGUCCAGUCUUUUCAACCUGGCGAUGCGCUGGUGUCAGCACAGCCUAUCGUGAUAGCCUCCGUUCAUGAAUUGCUUGAAGGACUCCUCCGCACGCCCGAUAAAUUCUCUGAACAUCUCGGCUUUACGCUCGCAAAGUCCACAAUACGUCUCGUUUACGGGAUACAACUGACAGACCCCAACGACCGCUUCUUCGACAUGGCAAGCACGAUAGUUCAGAUUGGGUCAGAAAUGGCCGUACCUGGAGCUUUCUUGGUGGAUGUCAUUCCCAUCCUUCGGUUUCUACCAUCGUGGUGUCCUGGAGCUAAGUUCCUGAGGACUGCGGAGGCCUGGAAGUUACAGGCGCGGGCUUAUAGGGAUCAGCUGUUCGCCGCAGGCAAGGCUGCCUUCGACCGUGGUAUCGUUGAUUCUCUCAUCGGGAGAGUCUUUGAGGAAUCGGACAAUAUGCCUCCUUCUGAGACGAAUGCUCCCGGAAAAAUGGAGGAAAUGCUUCGCGGUGCGGCAGCGGCAGCGUACGGAGGUAGCGCAGACACGACACACGCCGCCGCACACGUGUUCUUCCUCGCCAUGGCUCUACACAAGGACGUGCAAGAGAAAGCCCAAAGCGAGCUCGACUCGGUCGUCGGCCCUGAUCGACUACCCACGUUCGCCGACCGCGAGUCCCUUCCGUACAUAGCCGCGCUGGUGAAAGAAGUUCUGCGGUGGCAUGUAAUUGCCCCAAUCGGCGUCGCACAUCGCUCCGUUGCGGACGAUGUGUACGACGGGUACCUGAUUCCCGCUGGCACGUUGAUCGUUCCUAACCAGUGGGCCAUGGCCCGGGACGAGACGCAGUACCCAGACCCCGACAACUUCCGCCCCGAGCGCUUUUUGCGGAAUGGGAAGAUUGAUCCUAAUGUGCGCGACCCGGCAACCUUCGCGUUUGGCUUCGGACGAAGGAUUUGCCCCGGCCUCCAUUUUGUGGACAUGGCGCUGUUCAUCAACUUCGCCUCGAUCUUACACGUCUUCAAUAUUGGCCCUCCGGUGGACGAAAAUGACGCUGUCUUGCCACUGAAAGCGGAGUUCGCAGAGACGAGCACCAACUCACGGCCCGAAGCGUUCGGAUGCACCAUUCGGCCGCGAUCUCUCAACGCUGCGCAGCUCGUCCACUCUCUCGCAGAAGACGCGCGGUGAUCACAGGACGCCUAUGCGGUCUCGCUCACUCUGUUCCGCAUCCGACGGAGGACCUUGUAAUAUCACUAUCCACGGUCCGGCGCUCCGCUACCACUUUCUGUCGCCCAAGCCCCUUUCUCGUGUGUACUCCGUUCCCUCUUCUACCUCUCUCAUUGUAUAUGCCGGACUUCCUUUGAGCACUGGUCUUGGCAAGAAGCGUUCACAGCGCUCCCGGCGUCCCUUGCCUAUCCCCGCGCGUCUUCUUCCUUGUCAUGUGCCGGACAUGUCGGUCUCCG
Messenger RNA from Trametes versicolor FP-101664 SS1, 1823 nucleotides. Its product is annotated as cytochrome P450. The record is from RefSeq and is a predicted model, not a curated record. The coding region runs from base 1 to 1548 and encodes 515 amino acids. The transcript is spliced from 10 exons. Lineage: Eukaryota; Fungi; Basidiomycota; Agaricomycetes; Polyporales; Polyporaceae. Gene Ontology annotation, molecular function: oxidoreductase activity, acting on paired donors, with incorporation or reduction of molecular oxygen; heme binding; monooxygenase activity.